GGCGGCCCCCGGGAGGGAGGCGGGAAGAGCGCUGCACUUCCGCUAGCCGGCGGCUCGCCUGCUGCUCCUGGAGGCGCCGCUGGAGCGGAGGGAGCGCGCGGCCCGGGGACCCGCAAUCCCCGGCCCCCCUCCGCCCCACGAGGCCCGGACCAUGGAUGCCAGGUGGUGGGCAGUGCUGGUGCUGGCUGCGCUCCCCUCCGCGGGGGCAGGUGGGGAGAACCCCGAAGCCCCUCCAGAGCCGUGGACCCAGCUAUGGUUCUUCCGCUUUUUGGUGAAUGCGGCUGGCUAUGCGAGCUUUAUGGUACCUGGCUAUCUGCUGGUGCAGUACUUCAGGCGGAAGAACUACCUAGAGACAGGCAGGGGUCUGUGCUUUCCCCUCGUGAAAACUUGUGUGUUUGGCAAUGAGCCUAAGGCCACGGACGAGGUUCCCCUGGCUCCCCGGUCAGAGCCAGCAGAGACCAGUCCUACUUGGCAGGCCCUGAAGCUGCUCUUCUGUGCCUCGGGGCUCCAGGUGUCUUAUCUUACUUGGGGAGUGCUGCAGGAAAGAGUGAUGACCCGCAGCUACGGGGCCACGGCCACGUCGCCAGGUGAGCGCUUCUCAGACUCACAGUUCCUGGUGCUAAUGAACCGCGUCCUGGCACUGAUUGUGGCUGGCUUCUACUGCAUCUUAUGCAAGCAGCCCCGGCAUGGGGCACCCAUGUACCGGUACUCCUUUGCCAGCCUGUCAAAUGUGCUCAGCAGCUGGUGCCAAUAUGAAGCUCUCAAGUUUGUCAGCUUCCCCACGCAGGUGCUGGCCAAGGCCUCCAAGGUGAUCCCUGUCAUGCUGAUGGGAAAGUUGGUGUCUCGGCGCAGCUAUGAGCACUGGGAGUAUCUGACAGCUGGCCUUAUCUCCAUCGGGGUUAGCAUGUUUCUGCUGUCCAGCGGACCGGAGCCCCACAGCUCCCCGGCCACCACACUCUCAGGCCUCAUCCUGUUGGCUGGAUACAUUGCCUUUGACAGCUUCACCUCCAACUGGCAGGAUGCCCUGUUCGCGUAUAAGAUGUCAUCGGUGCAGAUGAUGUUUGGGGUCAACUUCUUCUCCUGCCUCUUCACAGUGGGCUCCCUGCUAGAGCAGGGGGCCCUCCUGGAGGGGGUCCGCUUCAUGGGCCGGCACAGCGAGUUUGCUGCGCACACUCUGCUGUUGUCCAUCUGCUCCGCAUGUGGCCAGCUCUUCAUCUUCUAUACCAUUGGGCAGUUUGGGGCUGCCGUCUUCACCAUCAUCAUGACCCUCCGCCAGGCCUUUGCCAUCCUCCUCUCCUGCCUCCUCUAUGGCCACACUAUCACUGUGGUGGGGGGCCUGGGGGUGGCUGUGGUCUUUGCUGCCCUCCUGCUCCGAGUCUAUGCCCGGGGCCGUCUAAAGCAGCGGGGAAAGAAGGCUGUGCCUGUUGAGUCGUCUGUGCAGAAGGUGUGAGGGACCUGAAGGAUGAAGUGAAUAGGACCCACUGUACCAGUUUCCUCUCCUACUGUAACUUCUCGGAGGUGGCUGGCUCCAGGGCAAAGUGCAGGUUUCUCAGUAUUACAAACCAGCAUUGGGGGCAGGGAGCCCCGAGGCAGGCAGCCUUCCCCUUUGCCUUAGGCACCCCUUCCUCUAGAGGGCAGCAUUCUGGCAGUCCCCAGGUGAAGGUGAGGGGGGAGGUGUGGCUUGUGAGGAAGCAGCACUUAACAGAUCCCCUCCCACCAUUGGCCCCUACCGUGAAUAUCUACCCUCUCAGACUCAAGAGACCUGCACUUCAUCUCUGGUGAGAGAAGCACAAGCGCGGCACAGGCUCCACAUGCCAUUUUCCCAGGAGAGGAAGUGGAAGGUGCUGUGCCGUGGGAGGGGCUUGGCUGUCCUGCCCAGCACCACCUCCUCCCUCUGUGCUCCUGGAUCCCUAGGCUCUCCUUGAGCCUGUUGCAGGUUUUGGUACUUCGGAAAUGUAACUUUUGCUCUUAUAAUUUUAUUUUAUUAAAUUAAAUUGCUGCAACAGGCUUUAGUCCUGUGUUUCGGUUGACCUUCCACUUAAGGUGGGGUUAUGUCUAAUAAACCCAUCAGAAAUUGAAAAUGUGUUUAAAUACACCAAACAUCACAGCUUAGGCUAGCCCACCUGAAAACUCACAAGCUACCUUACCCUUGCGCCUCUCGUAGCUAGCCAUACUGUCAGCCCAGGAAAAGAUCAAAGCUGAAAAGUAGUUUCUCCUGAGUUCCCAUCAUGGUGCAGUGGAAAAGAAUCUGACUAAGAACCAUGAGGUUGCAGACUCAAUCCCUGGCCUCGCUCAAUGGAUCUGGGGUGGCUGUGGCAAAGGCCAAUGUGUGUAGCUCUGAUUAGACCCCCUAGCCUGGGAACCUCCACAUGCUGUGGGGUGCAGCCUUAAAAAAAAAAUUUCUACUGCAUGUGUGCUUUCAUGCUACCAUAGUAAAGUCAAAAAAUUGUUGUGAGUGGAAGGCCAUCUAUAUAUCCUUUAGGAAGGGGACUGAGUGUUGUACAGAUGGCAGCUCAAAACUACCGCUUGUCACAUAGUUAGCAGUAACCAUGUCCCCCAUGUACCAUGUGACUGUACUCAAGACUAGGGAGUGAGAAGCCAGGGAAACUCCAAAAGCAGUGUUGUAUAUACUUACGAGAGCGCAGAACUGUAUAAAACUGCAUCUUCUUUAUUUUGCAUACUUUAAUCUCAGAACAAAAUAAACGAGCACAGUACACGACACCCAAACCCAGUGUCAAAUGUGGGAAGGGUUAUUAGGGCUUGCGGCCCCUGUAGCCUGCCUUAGACAGAAAAACAAAUAAAACCACUAGACAUCAGCAGAGGAGACCAGGUGGGCUAGGGCCACUGGGGGCUGCUGCCAGGGGAGCCAAUGGGGACACUAUA
Molecule: messenger RNA, 2883 nt
Organism: Sus scrofa (pig)
Lineage: Eukaryota; Metazoa; Chordata; Mammalia; Artiodactyla; Suidae
Gene: SLC35B2
Product: solute carrier family 35 member B2
Biological process (GO): transmembrane transport; 3'-phosphoadenosine 5'-phosphosulfate transport
Cellular component (GO): Golgi membrane; endoplasmic reticulum membrane
Molecular function (GO): 3'-phosphoadenosine 5'-phosphosulfate transmembrane transporter activity
Source: RefSeq, a predicted model, not a curated record